ACCAGGCUUUCUCUCGCUUAAAAAGUACAGACCGUGCACGUGCGUUGGGUUCCUUGCACCUGAUAUUAUUCACUAAAACCCAUCAAAAAAAGCAUCAUCUCAAUUCGGAGAUUUCGAUCACUCUAAUCCACCCCUCGCUCCCAGAAUCACAUCCACAUCGGACACUGGGGAUUCACACGAUAAACAUCAACCCGAAGGACAGAACAGAACUUCCUUCAGCGCUCUAAUUAAACACCGCCCGUUACAACUUGUUCCCGCGCAUUUUUUCUAUAUCCGCAAUCAUGGGUCCGAAAAAGAAGGAACAGCAGAAGAUGUCCCUCGGGGCCUUCAUGACUGAUGAGAAACUUGGGUCCUGGGCUGAUGAGAUGGAGGAUAUGCCAGUCUCCGACUCUCGUGCUGGAUAUGGCGCCGAAAAGCGAACUUACGGCUCUACAAACACUACCUUCGGAAGUGGUAACCUAGCUGGAUACUCUGUCAGAGAGGAAUUACCUCUCCCAGAUAAGCCACCUUAUACUGUGCAUCUAGGAAACCUCUCAUUCGACGCUACCGUUGGAGACGUGACAGAUUUCUUUGCUGAUUGCGAAUGCACCAAUGUUCGCAUCAUCGAAGACAAGCUCGAAAUGAAACCCAAGGGGUUUGGAUAUGCAGAGUUUGGUUCCCGCGAAGGCCUGAUCAAGGCAUUAGCACUUUCGGGAUCGCAAUUCCAGGGCAGAAACAUCAGAGUCAGCGUCGCAGAUCCACCCAAAGAUCGUGAUCGCCCAGAUGUUCGUGAAUUGGGAGACUGGAGUCGCAAGGGACCAUUGCCCGACCUGCCAGGUCGCGGAGGAAACGACCGCCGAGCACCUGAGAGAGGGUUCGCAUCUGGAAGAACAUUUGGCGAUGGAGGCUCGGAAUCCGGCGGUGACCGUAGAGAGCGCCGUGACCCAUUCCCCCAGGAUGAUGGAAAGGUCAGAGACUUUGGCAACUGGGAGCGUCGUGGGCCACUGUCCCCACUCCCCCAACAGGAGCGCCAGACGAGCACUAGAGAAGGGGGCCGCAGCAGCACAGUUGAUGGGCCGCGUGCGGAAGGGUUCAAAGAUAGGAGAGCAUCGCCAGCAGCAUGGGGAGAGGGCCGUACCCAGGACUCCCAGGAUGGCUCGAGACCUCCAAGACGCGAGUUUCAGGAGCGCCCAGUUGCUGAUAGGGCCCCAACCGCCGCAGAGCAGGAUAGCCAAUGGCGAACAAAGAUGAAGCCAGACGCCCCAGUUGCACCAGCUGCGACUUCGCCGCUGCCAUCGAGGGAUGGUAGUGAAGGCCCGGCUUCUCCCGCAACAGCCUCUGCAGCCCCCGUUGGAAGACCAAAGCUGAACCUGACAAAGCGCACAGUGUCUGAAGCAGCUGACGUGGCUUCACCAGCAUCUGCUUCUGGCGAUGCUAAGGCUAGCCCAUUCGGUGCAGCACGUCCUAUUGACACUGCUGCCAAAGAAAGGGAGAUCGAAGAGAAACGAGUUGCUGCGCUGAAGGAGAAAAAGGAGGCCGAUGACAAGUCUCGCGAGGAAAAGCGCAUCGCUAAGGAGGCUGCAAAGGCAGAAAAGACCGAAGGCGAGACUGAUGACGGCACAGCAACUGCAGAGAUUGUGAAGAAAGCGGAUGGUCUUACCCUGGACGAAGAUGCUGCGACUCAAGACACCACCGACUCUAAGCCUAAAGAGGCAGCUCAACAGAAACCCGCCGAUACCGGUGCCUGGAGACGCCCUGCAGCUGGCCCAAAGCCCCCUCGAGGCGAUGUCCCAAGGGGUCCUCGCGGUGAUGGGCCACCACGUGGUCCUCGCAACGAUUCCAACAGAGGUCCAGGGCCACGAGCCAACGGUGGAGCUCCACCAUCCGGCGCAGCUGCCGAGCAGGUGGCAGAAGCUCCAGAGGAAGACGGCUGGAGCACGGUCUCAAAACCUAAAAAGAACCAGCGUGGUGGCGCACGUGGUAUUUAAUCAUAGGUUUUUAAUUCAGCGUCCAGGGCAGUGCGGGAAGCGAAAUAUGCAGCCAUGAAGGGUUGGGCAUUUUCUGAUCCAAUCUCUUUACACGACGGUACUAUAUGCAGUGGAUGGAUCUGUACUCGGCGUUUGGUCAUGUUUGUCGUUUCUGGUAUCUUGUGUGUGCGCUUAACUCCUUGCUGAUUUGGCUUUGGAUAGCGCGUAUGAAUGAUACCGAGUAUGUCGCGUUGCAUUAAGGCUGUCUCAUAACUAUGCUUUCUUCGUUGUUUCUACUUCGCAUAUACGGUUGCGUUUUCAGCGGGCUUCAAAAGUUCUAUUGAGGAUCUAUCAUGGGAGCAUUGGAAGAAUGAAUGCAAAGGUGUGCUCUCACAUGAGAAGUAGUGGCAACUAGACUCACCGCCGCAUUAUGAUCGCUGGCAUGCACGAUAGUGCCAAAUGGCACAGAAAUAUGGAUUCUCGCAUGCUUGUAUUUAUAAAUGCCUUCCAGACGUCUCAACUUUGAAGACCCAGUCCGUUUAUGUCUCGAUAUUUAUGUUAAAAAUGAAUGAACGUGUAUUGACUAGCUAAUGCAACCGAUAUAUAUAUCCUCAACCUUCCAAUCUUCCCGUGGCGCGAACCCAUUCUACUGCCUUUGCCUUAACCUUCUCCUGGCUCUUGGCAUCUCCGUGCUUUCCCU
Molecule: messenger RNA, 2646 nt
Organism: Pseudogymnoascus verrucosus
Lineage: Eukaryota; Fungi; Ascomycota; Leotiomycetes; Thelebolales; Thelebolaceae
Exons: 7
Coding region: 282-1967 (561 amino acids)
Molecular function (GO): RNA binding
Source: RefSeq, a predicted model, not a curated record